GAGAAGCCUGAAAAGGGCGCCAAGGACAAGGACAAAGGUGUUGUGCAACCUUUGCCGCUGACGGAGGUGGUCCAUCGCGCCUCGAAGCUGCUGGCCGCGAAGAACGCCAUGCCAAAGCUAACGGAGGCUGUUGCAGCCAUGGUGAAGGAGCCUGACUCGCCGACCACCGGGCGUGUGCGGGAAGAGCGCUUCCGCAGCGUUCUGGAAGAGGUGGCAAGCCAAGAGCUGUCCCCAGAGGAGCUACAGGUGGUCUUCCCCGAGAAGCACAUCAUCACCAGAACCUGA
Messenger RNA from Symbiodinium necroappetens, 285 nucleotides. The record is from the annotation of a GenBank genome assembly. Lineage: Eukaryota; Dinophyceae; Suessiales; Symbiodiniaceae.